AUGCCGGGCAAGGUGAACCCCACGCAGUGCGAGAUGAUGACGAUGGUGGCCGCGCAGGUGAUCGGCAAUGACGCCGCCGUGAGUGCCGGGGGCCUCCAGGGGCACUUCGAGCUCAACGUGUUCAAGCCGGUGAUGAUAGCAAAUUUGCUGCAGUCCAUCCGGCUCCUCGGCGACGGUGCGGCAAGCUUCAGCGAGCGUUGCGUGGAGGGCGCUACCGCGAACGAGGAGAACAUCAGAGAGCUGAUGAGCAGGAGCCUGAUGCUCGUCACGGCGCUCAAUCCUCACAUCGGCUACGACAAUGCCGCGAAGGUGGCAAAGCUGGCCCACAAGGACGGCACAACUCUCAAGGAGGCGGCAUUGAAGCUUCAGCUGCUGACUGAGGAGCAGUUUGCCGAGUGGGUGAUUCCAGAAAACAUGAUUGGCCCGUCGUGA
Messenger RNA from Prorocentrum cordatum, 432 nucleotides. NCBI's taxonomy places the organism in Eukaryota, Dinophyceae, Prorocentrales, Prorocentraceae. The record is from the annotation of a GenBank genome assembly.